Gadus macrocephalus (Pacific cod) is the source of this 2870-nucleotide messenger RNA. RefSeq names its product centrin, EF-hand protein, 2 (gene cetn2). Gene Ontology annotation, cellular component: centriole; centrosome. Lineage: Eukaryota; Metazoa; Chordata; Actinopteri; Gadiformes; Gadidae. Gene Ontology annotation, biological process: nucleotide-excision repair; centriole replication; mitotic cell cycle. The transcript is spliced from 5 exons. Gene Ontology annotation, molecular function: calcium ion binding. The record is from RefSeq and is a predicted model, not a curated record. The coding region runs from base 866 to 1390 and encodes 174 amino acids.
CUCAAGAUGUUGCUCAUGUCCAUUUGUUUGGUUGCAGAAAGUGAUAGACAAUAAAGUAUAUUUAAAUAAAUACUAUGCAUUUAUUUAGAUUACACUUCUUAGACAUAAUUUGAGAGAGCCUUCUGUGGUAUAUACCAAACCAUUUAACAAUGAAUAUUUUCUACAAAUUGUCCCAAUAAAAUAUUGCUGAAGGCACGGAAACAAUGACCCAUUGUAUCAAAUCCCUAGUUCGUUUUAUCGUUACAAUGACAGACUUUAACGACCGGAAGUUUAACGGAGGGCUCAGGGCUGGAUGGAUGGCUACGGAGAGCGUGCGGGCAGGUUCGAUAGUGGUCGGUUGAUGGCCAAUACCAGCAUCAGAAGGUGAUUGCAUACGGUGCAUAGGCAUAUACAUUGUAUCCAAUUGUACAACGAGUGUGUGAUCACGAUUGUUGACAAACGCUGGGUCACGUGAUCUCAACCCACCAAUCACAUUAUCGCUCUACGGUAGGUUUGAUUUGUUUCACCUUGUGUGCCUAUGUCUAUCUACCAGACUCCCGUAUAGAUGAAACGCAACGUAUCCGCUCUCCGGUGCGACGAAGAUACACUUUACAUAAAAAUCGAUUUGUUUCACAUAGGAGCAGAUGCUGUAGCCUACUGCCAAAUCUGUAUUGAUAGGUCCUCCCAGAAGACAACGGAUUUUUUCUUAAUUAUAGUCGGAAAAUUCUGUUUAAGGCGUAUUGUUAUGAUCAGGCAAUAAAAUAAAGGCGUUUUAUAAUCAUCACCUACCUAAAUUAUACCAGAGAGAGGCUGCCGUUACAAAAACAUACAGGUUGAAACAGGUAACCGCGUCUUACCUUCUUCAUCUUCAGCAUAAAUCCACAGUAUGGCGACCAGUGCAAAGAGACCGUCCCUGCAGGGCCCGGUGCCCCCUCCUCGGAAGAAGACCAGCCCCAAGCCCGAGCUCACCGAGGAGCUGAAGCAGGAGAUCCGGGAGGCGUUCGAGCUCUUUGACACCGACGGCUCCGGUCACAUCGAUGUCAAGGAGCUCAAGGUUGCCAUGAGAGCACUAGGGUUCGAGCCAAAGAAGGAGGAAAUCAAGAAAAUGACAAGUGACGUGGAUAAAGAAGGCACGGGCAAGAUUUCUUUCAGCGACUUCCUCUCUGUCAUGACACAGAAGAUGGCGGAAAAGGACUCCAAAGAGGAGAUUUUGAAAGCGUUCCGUCUGUUCGAUGAUGACGAGACUGGGAAGAUCUCCUUCAGAAAUCUCAAGAGGGUGGCAAAGGAGCUGGGAGAGAAUCUCACAGAUGAAGAACUCCAGGAGAUGAUCGAUGAAGCGGACCGGGACGGAGAUGGGGAAGUGAACCAGCAGGAAUUCCUGCGGAUCAUGAAGAAGACAAGCCUUUACUGAAUGAAGUGUAUGUCAUGUAUGAGACACAUAGAUAAACACACACACCAAGGUUAUUAUAGUUAAGCAUUUUUCAUUUUUUUUCAUGUAAUUUCCCUUUUUUUAUUUCCAAUUUUAGUUCAGAAUCCAUUUGUUUUUAACGCCAGUUUGCUACUUUAGUUUAGUUUAAAAAUAAAUAAUUGCUUAGUAACAGGUUCCUUUUUUAUUACUUUCAGUAUACGUUUUAUUAUAUUUUUUGUAAUAUGGGGCAUUUGUCAGGGGAAAGAUUACAACUUUCAGAAAACCUAUUGUGUAAUAAAAACUCCACCAUAGCAUUGAAAAUGUAUUCACCUAGGACAGAUGAACAACCAUCCACCAAAGACUAAUUGACAAAGACGAAAUCAAAAUACAUUUUCUCUAUAAAUUAUUUUGUCUAUUUUUGUAAAUACACAAUAGUUUAAUUUAAUUAUGGUUUUUUUGUACAGCCUCGUCUUUAUAUGUAUUUUAGUAAACGGAAGUCUUUUUCACACCUAGUGCUCGUUAUUUUGUUAACGAUGGUAACCUUGACCCCCCACCAACACACACAGACACAGGGUUGGUUGGUGCUAUGGAUAGGUGCACUAGAGGAAAGCAGCAGGGGUUGUUGUUUUUGUUUUGAUCUUUGUUAUUUAAUGUAGUUCUGUCUCAAAUACCCCCCCCCUAUAUUUCUCUGUCACGCCAUAUCCUUUAGGCUACCUUUUUUAAAGAUGCAUUGAGGUUUACAAAUUUAACAGUAUAUUAUGCUAGAAAGAGGUCUAUUAUUUUGAAUCACAGUGAAAGUUUGUGGUCUAACGCCACAUUAUUGCACAUUUUCUGGAAAGACCUCCCUAUACCGUAUAAUAAAUCAUGCCUUAUUAUAAUAUAAUAAGCAACAGUAGUUAUAUAUUUAUCAUUUCAUAUGUUUAAGUGGAUGCUCAGAGUGCCUGAUAUCGGUAAGCCGACACCUCUUCUUUCAUGCGGACUCGCGCCGGGCUUCCUGUCUUUAAACCAGUCGCUUGAUCAAUUAAUUUAUUUAUCAAUUUGUGGUUUUUACAAGUAAUCAUAUCUGUCCUAUUUAAACCUGCUUAGUGGGAUGUGUUCUCAAUGUGUGUGUUGCAUUGUGAACGCUCUGUUUCAGCAUGAUCUAUAUUCGCCGUCUCUCGUAUGUGCUUCUAGGACGCUCUGCUUCAUGGUAUUACCUUUUUGUAAUUGCGUCUGAGCCUGUUCUGGGGCCUCCUCCUGACAAAAUCAGGGAAGUCAUCCAAGUCUCUCCCUCCGAGCCUGGGUGUCUCUCUUCCCAAAACUCAUCACUGAAUUGAGGAUGUUCUCAUUCGAUAUUUGCCAUUCCUUUUUUGGAUAAUUUGUCUUUAGUGUCCUUGAAUGUUUUGUAAAAUGUAUAGCAACUGCAGCGGCAGAUAUACACCAAUUGAUAUCUAUAUCUAAUAUAUAUAUAAAUGUGUGUUUAAAUAAAUAUCUUUAAGCAGUU